GUAGCAUUUGUGAGGUGUGUGACAGCUGGUUUCCGUCGGUGUCACCUAUUCUGACGGCAGGCCCCUCCGAGAGGACCUCAGCACGCGUCCCGUGCAGGACAUGGAUCCAGUAAAUAUUGAGGAUGUGGCAGUGAACUUCACCUCAGAAGAGUGGGCUGUGUUGGAUUCAAGUCGAAAGAAGCUCUACAGAGAUGUGAUGAAGGAAACAUUUUUGAACCUGAUCUCCAUAGAAAAAGCACUAGAAGAAUAUUUUGAAGAGGACUCUAAAGAUCUCUACAGGAAUAUGGGAAUUCAGAGGAUUGAGAAAGACCAUGGAUAUGAAUGUCAUACUGAGUGUGAUAAAAACCAGCAAACUAUUCCUGAGAUUAUAAUCAAUAAAGACACGCCAUCCAGAGUAAGAGCUCAUGAGACUCCAUUACAUGAGCCAGUAAAAUUUGAGGAUGUGGCAGUGAACUUCACCUCAGAAGAGUGGGCUGUGUUGGAUUCUAGUCAGAAGAAGCUCUACAGAGAUGUGAUGAAGGAAACAUUUUUGAACCUGAUCUCCAUAGAAGAAGCACUAGAAGAAAAUAUUGAAGAGGACUAUAAAAAUCUCAGCAGGAAUAUGGGAAUUCAGAGGAUUGAGAAAGACCAUGGAAAUGAAUGUCAUAAUGAAUGUGAUAAAAACCAGCAAGCUAGUCCAGAGAGUAUGAUCAUUAAAGACAUGCCUUCCAGAGUAAGAGUUCAUAAGACUCCCUUGCUUGUAACAAAUAUCAUUGGUGAUUUAUCCUUACAUGGGUAUCUCAGAGAAAAAGGUAGAGGGAAAUCACCACUGUAUAAGGGAGCUGUGGCAAAAGCUUUUAAACAUCAGAAACAUUGGAAAGAUAUCAAUUGUUCUGAAUCCCUUCAGGUACUUGAAACUUCUCCUGAAGAGAAACCCAGAACUUCUCCUGAAGAGAAACCCAGUAAAAAACAAUGUAAAGAAGCCUGUUGGAGUCUGUGUUUAGAUCAGUCUCAGGAGAGAACUUAUACUGGAAAUAAACUCAAUGAGGAUAUCUUCAUGAGAUACACACAUGGACAGAAUGAUGAACAAAACCAUAAAGAAGUGAAACAAUUUGUAUGUAGUCUCUGGGAAGAAUCCUUCAUUGAUUUCAAUGAGCUUACCAACCAUGAAAAAAGUCAUAUUGAAGAGAAAAGGUACAGUUGUAGGCAAUGUGGCAAAACAUUUAAAUAUGCAGCAUGUUUUGAGAAACAUAAAGUAACUCACAAAGGAGAGAAACCAUACGCUUCUAUACAUUAUGGAAAAGCCUUCACCCAAUUCAGUCAUCAUAACAGUCAUGAAAACAGUUACAUUGGACAAAAGCCUUAUACUUGCAAGCAUUGUGGAAAAAACUUCACCAGUUCAUCUUAUCGAAACAUUCAUGAAAAAAUUCACACUGGAGAGAAACCUUAUGCAUGUAAGCAUUGUGGAAAAGCCUUCAACAACCGCAGUAGUCGUAACAGACAUGAGAGGAGCCACACUGCAGAGAAACCAUUUGCAUGUAAACAUUGUGGAAAAAACUUCACCAGUUCUUCUUAUCUAAACAUUCAUGAAAGAAUUCACACUGGAGAAAAACCUUAUACAUGUAAGCAUUGUGGAAAAGCCUUCAACCACUCCAGUAAUUGUAACACACAUGAGAGGAAACACACUGCAGAGAAACCUUAUGCCUGUAAGCACUGUGGAAAAAACUUCACCACUUCUUUUUAUCGAAACAUUCAUGAAAGAAUUCACACUGGAGAGAAAACUUAUGCAUGUAAGCAUUGUGGAAAAAACUUCACCAGUUCUCUUUAUCGAAAUAGUCAUGAAGGAAUUCACACUGGAGAGAAACCUUAUGCAUGUAAGCAUUGUGGAAAAGCAUUCAUCACUUCACAUACUUGUCGUAUUCAUGAAAGAAUGCACACGGCAGAAAGAAAUUAUACAUGCAAGCAUUGUGGAAAAAACUUCACAAGUUCUUCUUAUCGAAACAUUCAUGAAAGAAUUCACACUGGAGAGAAACCUUAUACAUGUAAGCAUUGUGAAAAAGCCUUCUUGACUUCCAGUGCUUGUCGUUUUCAUGAAAGAAUGCACACGGCAGAGAGAAAUUUUAAAUGCAAGCAUUGCGGAAAAGCCUUUUCCUGUCUCAGGAUUCUGAAAAGGCAUGAAAUAAUUCACAGUGGAAAAAUGCCGUAUACAUGUAAGCAUUGUGGAAAAGCCUUCAACCGCUCCAGUAAUUGUAACACACAUGAGAGGAAACACACUGCAGAGAAACCUUAUGCAUGUAAGCACUGUGGAAAAAACUUCACCACUUCUUUUUAUCGAAACAUUCAUGAAAGAAUUCACACUGGAGAGAAACCUUAUGCAUGUAAGCAUUGUGGAAAAAACUUCACCAGUUCUCUUUAUCGAAAUAAUCAUGAAAGAAUUCACACUGGAGAGAAACCUUAUGCAUGUAAGCAUUGUGGAAAAGCCUUCAACGACCCCAGUACUCGUAAUAAACACGAACGUAGGCACACUGCAGAGAAACCUUAUGCAUGAGCAUUGUGGAAGAGCCUUCAACAAUUCCAGUAGGUGUAACAGACAUUAAAGGACCCACACUACAAAGAAACAGAAGACUUAUACAUGCAAACACUGUGGAAAAACUUUCUGGUGUAGGCAUGUGAACAUCCAUGAAAUAAUUCACUCUUACAAACGCCUUAUUAUGUAAGCAUUGUGGAAAAUCAUUGAACAACCCCAGUAGUUGUAAUAGACGUGGAAGGAAUCACACUACAGAGAAACCUUUUUCAUGGAGGCAUUGUGAAAAAGCCUAUACCUGUUGCAGUUAUUUUAAGACUCAUGAAAAGAGUUCACAUUAAAGGGAAUUCAUAUACAUUUAAGCAGUGUGAAAAAGUGUUUACAUGCUCCAAUCACCUGAACAUUCAUGAAGAGAUUCACAUAGGGGAAAAGUCUUGAGCUUGUAAACAUCUUGGAAAAGCCUUCAGUGACCUCAGUAGUCAUACAUGAAUGAAGUCACACUUUAGAGAAGCCUUAUUCAUGUAAGUAUUGUACAAAACCCUUCACCAAUUUCUAUUCAUGUAAGCAUUUUGUAAAGCCCUUCACUAAUUUCUAUUCAUGAAGGUUCAUGAAAGAGAUCAUACUGAAGAGAAGUGUUAUAGAUGUACACAUUGUGAAAAAGCAUUUACUUGCUCCAGUCAGCUGAACAUUCAGGAAAGGGUUCAAUUUGGAGUGAUGGCUUUUGCAUGUAAACAUUACAGGAAACCUUUUAACACUUCAAUUUGUCCUGAUUUGUACCAAAAACAAUCAUACUGGAGAGGAACUCUUGGUGUGUAAAAGAUGUGGAAACUGUUCAUUCUGUAGACGUUAACAGGCAUAAAAGAGUUCAUUUGAUAGUUCAUUUAUGCACAUAAGAAUUGUGGAAAAGCCUUCAGCUGCUCUUGUGAUCAUAACAGAUCUGAAACUCUUCACACUAGUCAGUAGCCUAAUGCGUGUAACCAUUCUCAGAAAGUCUUUACUAGAUUCACUUGGUUCAAGAGUAAAAACCUUCACACUGGAUAGAAACCUUUUGUAUUUACACAUGCUAUAUAAACUAUUUCUUUCUUCUUGUGAUUUUAACAAGCAUAGAGAUCUCACACAGUGUCUGUAAUGUGGGAAAGUCUAAAACACAUCCAUUUUCUCUAACCCUCAUACACAGAUCUACACUGGAAAGAAUUCUAAAGCAUAUAUCCGUUUAAGUAUUAUUCAAAGUCUUCAGCAGUUCCUGUUGCCCUGACGUUCUAAAGAAGUCACUCUGAAGAUAGACUUUACACGUAUAACCAUGUGGAAAAUUUUUUUAUUAAUCACAGUUUCUACUAUACUCAAUUACUUUUUCACUUUUGAGAAUCUGUAUGUUUAGAAUAAAUGUGGGAAAAUAUUCAAAGCGUUUAAAAUGAAUAAAACUUAAAAGAUUUUUUUUGGUAGUGUUUUCUGUAAUAUCUGUGUUUUACAUCCCUGCUGAAGUGCAUAGUGAUCUCACUGUGAAAAGAAGUAGUGUGUAGAACAAAUACCAGUAAUAACUCUGUAGUGCUGUUUUGGUAAAAUCGCUUCUAUUGUGAGUAAUGGAAGAAGCAUGUGCUAGGAACAUGAGAUGUAUCAACUAAUCAUGAUUCUCCCCAGUAAAUGUGAUUAUCUGCAUUGUCUCCCUGGAUCUUAUAUGGUGGAAAUAAUGUAUCAAUUCCAGAAACUGUCUUCUAAGAAUCAUAUGUACACUUCCUAAUGAACACAGAGAUAGAAAGAGAAAAAGGAUGAGAGAGAGGAGUAUGGAGUUUACUUUCUUUAUGCCAAAAGCUUUGGAGAAAAAAACUGCCCUUACCUCAAUUUCUGGCAAUAUACUGUCCAGACUGGAUCAGUAGGAUACAAACAAAAGCAACUACAAAACUUUGCCGCAAUAUUACAGUCAUUCAAAAUGCCCUGCUUCUCAAAAAUUUCUGUCAUAUAUACUAGCCUAUAGGACAAAGAUGGAUGCCCCAGCAUUACAGGAAAACUUUGAAUGCUUGUCCAGGUCGCCUAAUGUCCCUGUUGUUAGGCAAAUUUCACCCUUUUGGGAUCUGAAUCGAGUUAAAGAUUAAUAAUUAGAAUUAAAUUUUUCUUAUGGUAAAGGUAAAGUAAAUAUAAAAGUUUAGACUCCCAAAGAUAGAUAAUUAAAUACUUUCUCUAAUUUGUCAAGUGCAAAUGGACUGGACAAUGUAAACGUAAUUCUUACAUAAUAACUCUUUGUUAUAUAUAAUCUUAUUUUGCUAACAUUAAAACCUUCCUUUUUGAUGAGACAAAAAAUGGGAGAUGCUGUACACUGUGAUGAUUUUACACUCAGAUUGGUUUAAUAGGAACUUGAUUGGCCAGUAGCCAGAUAGGAAAUGUGGGCAGAACAACCAAACUAAGGAUACUGGGAAGAAAGUUGGAGUCACCAGGAGAUACAGAGGGAGAGAGAUAUGCUGAAGGAGAGAUAAAGCUACGCGCCAUAUGGCAAUAUAUAAAUUAAUAGAAAUGUGUUGGAACCUAAUGGACUCCUGGCCUUCCUACUCACCUCGCCUGUAGAUGACCUUUCUUGCGCUUGUUCUGGGUUUCUGAGAAACUUGCAAGUUUCCUGCUCUGAGAGUUGCUUAACAACUCUGCUUUCUGAGUACACAUUUUCUUGGCCCUAACCCGAGGAUCUGGCAAUAAGGUCUCCAUCCUGUUGGUCUACCUGUCUGGGUUAGGUAUAAACCUCCCUUGGUGAUGUACA
Molecule: messenger RNA, 5246 nt
Organism: Chionomys nivalis (European snow vole)
Lineage: Eukaryota; Metazoa; Chordata; Mammalia; Rodentia; Cricetidae
Product: zinc finger protein 14-like
Exons: 7
Coding region: 101-2527 (808 amino acids)
Biological process (GO): regulation of transcription by RNA polymerase II
Cellular component (GO): nucleus
Molecular function (GO): DNA-binding transcription factor activity, RNA polymerase II-specific; RNA polymerase II cis-regulatory region sequence-specific DNA binding
Source: RefSeq, a predicted model, not a curated record